CGGACGAGCAUCAUUCAAUCCGAUCAGAGUCCGUCACUGGCUGCCUCUAGCUUCACGGGACUGUGCUCUGUCACAGGAUCUCACCUUGACCAACUUGGUUCAUCCGACCAUGAUAAUACAGUACUGCGUACAGGAUAAACCAGGCCUCAGCUGAGUAAGCUGGUCUCUCCAAAGGGCAGGCGCGCGUCGAUCCAAGCGGGAAGCUCCCUUUCCCAAAAGCAGUGAAGCACCUUCAUCCUCCUCCCCGUGCGCCCCCAAACUCAAGAUGACAAAGCACUAGGUGGUGCCAGCCGAGUGGCGGCUCGGAGCCUCAAUCACUGGUGAACCUCGUCGUUGCCGUGAAUGCCAACGACAUUGCUACAGGUGCAACUGCGACGUACUGCUACUGCGACCAAGUGAACAACAUAUUCGAUACCCAGAUUCCGACUCUUCGUCGACUGAAAAAUUUGACAAGUACCUUUUUGAAAGCCAAUGGCGUCUGAAUGAGGGUUCUUUUCGUCCGUCAUUCUGUGGGCUCCGUUUUUGCUGCACGGGGAUUUGUACGUCCACAGCAUCACUUGAUAUUCACCUUGAGCGACUCUCUAUUCACCCACGGCAGCCGGACAAUAACCCACAUCAGUCGAACAUCACCUGGGAAUCUACAAAAUCACUCUUCAUCAUCAAGGUCGUCACCAGAAAAGACAUCACGAACAAUGGCGUCCCGGCGAUCAGCACGACUGAGCGCCCAAACGGACAUCAAAAUCCCGCCGCCUCCCACCAUCAUAGCGCCUCCGGCGAUCUCAUCGGCCCCAAAAAGCCGGAAGAGAAAGGCCCCGGCAGAAUCCGCACCUACGGAUCCAGCUCCGUCCUCGGACCCGGUCACACCGCCGAGAAAACGGGGUGCUUCCAAGGCCGGCCCGGUGACACCCAUUCCGCCUCCACCAAUGACACCCACCCCGAGCGCCGUCGGCCUCAUCGCCGAACGCGUCAACGGCACCGUAAAGAAGCCCAGGGCCAAGGCCGUAAGCCGGCUCGCUGACCCGAAACUUACCAACGCCCCCGUCAUCUCACCCGAGACGUCGAGGGUGAUCGCGUCUCGGUCCGCCGAGGCGGCAUCGCCUUCCAAGGCACCGACGGGUAGUGUCCUAGGAGUAGGUGGGAGUGCGAAAAGAACAACCACGGACAACAUCCUCGAGGAAGCAUGCCGCCAUCUCAUCGAGGUCGACGAGCGCAUGAAGCCCCUCAUCGAGAAAAACUAUUGCCGCGUCUUCUCGCCCGAAGGCCUCGCCGAAAAAGUAGACCCCUUUGAGAGUCUCUGCAGCGGCAUCAUCUCCCAGCAGGUCUCGGGCGCCGCGGCGCGAUCCAUCAAGAACAAGUUCGUCGCCCUCUUCACAACAGACGAAGAGCCUGAAAUCAAAAUCGAAGCAGCCGAGUCGACCGAGUCCGGGUCCUCCUCCAACAAGUUUCCCCAGCCGUCAGAGGUAGCCGCCCGCUCGAUCGAGAACCUCCGCACCGCCGGCCUCUCACAGCGGAAAGCCGAGUACAUCAAGGGCCUGGCUGAGAAGUUUGCGUCAGGGGAGCUGAGCGCCCAGAUGCUGGCGGAGGCGCCCUACGAAGAGGUGCGGGACAAGCUCAUCGCCGUCCGGGGCCUGGGCCUGUGGUCGGUUGAGAUGUUUGCGUGCUUCGGCCUCAAGAGGAUGGACGUGUUCUCGCUGGGCGAUCUGGGCGUACAGAGGGGCAUGGCGGCCUUUGUCGGGCGGGACGUGGCCAAGCUCAAGGCCAAGGGCGGCGGCAAGUGGAAGUACAUGUCGGAGAAGGACAUGACGGAGAUGGCGAGCCCGUUUGCGCCGUAUCGUAGCGUGUUCAUGUGGUAUAUGUGGAGGGUCGAGGAGACUGAUAUAAGCACACUGGAGUAGCAGUCGGAUUACGUACUACACAGUAAAUAGCCUUUUCUCUCUCGGAAACCAUGCCCACUCUUGCGAUAUUCAGAGUCUCCAUCUCGAAUAUCGCGAAAUUGCAGACAUCACCAAUGAGGCACGUGGGGUGUCCAGGAAGGAUACGAAAUCCCCGGCGAUACGAGAUAUCGACUCUGCCGCACACCCAGAAGGGCCAGAGCCAGACGAAAACGUAGCCAAAC
Colletotrichum scovillei is the source of this 2116-nucleotide messenger RNA. Its product is annotated as HhH-GPD superfamily base excision DNA repair protein. The record is from RefSeq and is a predicted model, not a curated record. Gene Ontology annotation, cellular component: protein-DNA complex; nucleus. Gene Ontology annotation, molecular function: DNA-3-methyladenine glycosylase activity; alkylated DNA binding; DNA-7-methylguanine glycosylase activity. Gene Ontology annotation, biological process: DNA alkylation repair; base-excision repair, AP site formation; base-excision repair. The transcript has a single exon. Bases 483 to 1895 code for a protein of 470 amino acids. Lineage: Eukaryota; Fungi; Ascomycota; Sordariomycetes; Glomerellales; Glomerellaceae.